Suillus discolor is the source of this 1313-nucleotide messenger RNA. RefSeq lists its product as uncharacterized. Gene Ontology annotation, biological process: D-xylose metabolic process. Gene Ontology annotation, cellular component: cytoplasm. The transcript is spliced from 8 exons. The record is from RefSeq and is a predicted model, not a curated record. Gene Ontology annotation, molecular function: NAD+ binding; UDP-glucuronate decarboxylase activity. Lineage: Eukaryota; Fungi; Basidiomycota; Agaricomycetes; Boletales; Suillaceae. The coding region runs from base 18 to 1184 and encodes 388 amino acids.
UCUCUAUCUCCCCCAGGAUGUCGUCGUCUUCAGUUAAAGAUACCCAGACCCUAGAUAAGAACGGCCAAGAAAUCAAAAGUGUUGGCUUCCAACGCUUUGGGUUCGACUCUGAGGUGUCCCUUGACACCCUCCGAUCACUGUAUCUUCGAUCGCACUAUGUAGUCUCAGUUUCUGAGUCCCAGGUUCAGGAGCUGGACGCAAAGGAAGAGGAAGGACGCGGGUAUCUGACGCAAGGCCCCAAUGCCUACCAGUCCAAGUCAAUCUUCCAUCCAGACACACAGUCGAUCUCGUACACGACCCUUUCUCGCUUCGCCCCAGUUAAGCUUUUACCUCCCUCAUCAAGGAAGCGAGUUCUGGUCACUGGGGGUGCUGGUUUCGUCGGUUCUCAUCUUGUCGAUCGGCUCAUGCUCUUGGGCCAUGAGGUUACCGUCCUGGAUAACUUCUUCACUGGUUCAAAGACCUACCUUCGUCACGAUGUUGUGGAGCCCUUCAUGAUCGAGUGCGAUCAAAUAUACCAUCUUGCUUGUCCCGCAUCUCCUCCACACUAUCAGUUCAAUGCCGUGAAAACCAUCAAAACUUCCUUCAUAGGCACGUUGAACAUGCUCGGCUUAGCCAAGCGCACGAAGGCUAGAUUCCUUAUUAGCAGUACAUCCGAAGUGUAUGGUGACCCUGAAGUUCAUCCUCAACCGGAAGAUUACUGGGGUCACGUCAACCCGAUAGGCCCUCGCGCCUGCUAUGAUGAGGGUAAACGUGUUGCGGAAACUCUCACAUACGGCUUCCAUCAUCAAGAUGGCGUGGAUGUUCGGGUUGCACGUAUCUUUAACACUUACGUGAACCCUCAUGAUGGCCGUGUGGUGUCCAACUUCAUCGUCCAGGCCCUGCGCGGCGAGGAUAUGACCUCGCGCCCAGUCAACAUCGGUAACGGUGACGAAUUCACCAUUGGUGAAUUCGCAGAACUCGUUCGCGAGAUUGUAGAGAAAGUGCAAGAAGAAGAUGGCAUCAAACCUGCGCGCCGCGUGCAGAUUGUUUACAAGCCAAUCCCAACUGAUGAUCCUCAGAAGAGGCGCCCUGACACGACCAGGGCAAAGAACAGCCUGGGAUGGCAACCCCGCUGGUCAGUGCGGAUGGGCUUGGAAGAGAUGGUCCGAUACUAUAAGGCUAAGAUGGCAGAAGGGAGCAUGUAAGCAGCUAAGCGGUAUUUACAGGUGGACUCUCAGUAUCCUUGGAAUGUUGUUGUUACACUCUUUGUAGUCGAUUGUGAACUUCAUACAUAUCGGCAAUUACUUGUACAUGAGCGUACUCUGAACAUUUAG